GAAACUACAAGCACUUUGAAAUGGCAAACACGUUGUUUAACAUGUUUUCCUGCUGGUAAUGGAUAUGCUGUAGGAAGUAUUGAGGGAAGAGUUGGAAUACAAUAUUUUGAUGAAAAAGAAAAUCAAGAAGGCAACAAUGUUUACUCAGUGAAUGCAAUAUCAUUUCAUCCAGUUUAUGGUACGUUCUCAACUGCCGGAAGUGAUGGCACAUUCAUCUUUUGGGAUAAAGAUUCAAAAUCACGCCUUAAAGGCUUUGCUAGCGUCGGUACACCAAUAACCGCUUCCGAUUUCAAUAGAACUGGCACUAUCUUUGCUUAUGCUGUAAGCUAUGAUUGGAGUAAAGGAUACCUUCAAUAUCCACAACUUCCUUCAAAAAAUGCAAUCUAUCUGCACGCUGUAAAAGAAGAAGAUGUUAAACCAAAGCAAUCAAAAAAACGUUAA
Entrophospora sp. SA101 is the source of this 441-nucleotide messenger RNA. The record is from the annotation of a GenBank genome assembly. Lineage: Eukaryota; Fungi; Glomeromycota; Glomeromycetes; Entrophosporales; Entrophosporaceae.